AUGAACCAAACUUCUGAAGAUGAAUCUCCAUUUAAUCCCGAUGAAUCGUAUGGAAUUCAAUUCCUGGCAAAAGAGCUCGCUAAAAAGCUUGAUCUGGCCGAUAUGACACCUGAUGUAGAAAAUAUCACCCUCGGGUGUAAGGGAAUUAGGCAUGUAGAACCUGACGAAUGUAACAGGACCAGUUUAGGAAAGUCAUGCUUGCAGCCUAUACUUCCAGCAGAUUAUGAGACCAGGAUCAAACAGCUGGCUUUUAAGGACAAUUUACAAAUUGAUGAUCAGUACACGGCAGUCAUAAAAUCGUUUACAGAUCAGAUUAAUGGAUCAUACGACGUUAUUAUUGUCAGCGCUGUUUCAUCUAAUCAUUUUAAGGAAUCGCAGGCAUUACUAAACUCACUGCAUACCGGCGUCUUUCCUCUGCUGACCGACUAUCUUUUAGUGGUGUUUGAUAUUGGCUUAUCUGUCGAGGAAAAGAUACAGUAUAAAAAAUAUUGCAGGUGUAUAGUUAUAGAUUUUCUUUUUGAGAAAUUUCCUCCUCACUUUAAAUCUUUGAAAUGUUUUGCCUGGAAGCCAAUAGCAGUCAGUGCUGUGUAUCCUAAAGCCAACGUUGUCAUUUGGGCAGAUGCGUCUGUUAGAUUCGUCUUGCCAGAGGCCAUACCUGCUAUGGUAUCAAAAACAAAACGCCAAGGUGUAGCCAUCCGAUGCAACCCCAAAUAUUUUGCUAAUCCAUACUACACUCUUAAGCAGAUGUUUCAAUAUUUUGGCGACUCGCCCUGUGCCCACCUACCAUUUGUAGAAGUUGAAAUGGCUUUUGGGAUGUUCCACAGAGAGCCAUUGGUUAAGAAAACUAUUCUCGAUCCUUGGGUUGGCUGUGCCCUUAAUGCAGCCUGCACAUGUCCAGUCCCGCAGCACACAGUUCAGUUCUGUCCACCACGUAUACAGCCUCCAAGAUUUGGCUACUGCAUGCGUUUACGAGGCUUCUGUGUUUACGAGGCUUCUGUGUUUACAGGUUUACGAGGCUUCUGUGUUUACAGGUUUACGAGGCUUCUGUGUUUACAGGUUUACGAGGCUUCUGUGUUUAGUGUUGACGAGGCUUCUGUGUUUACAGGUUUACGAGGCUUCUGUGUUUAG
Molecule: messenger RNA, 1128 nt
Organism: Physella acuta
Lineage: Eukaryota; Metazoa; Mollusca; Gastropoda; Physidae
Source: RefSeq, a predicted model, not a curated record